This is a messenger RNA of Paramecium tetraurelia, 1276 nucleotides long. RefSeq lists its product as uncharacterized. Gene Ontology annotation, biological process: regulation of cytokinesis; mitotic spindle organization; protein phosphorylation. Lineage: Eukaryota; Ciliophora; Oligohymenophorea; Peniculida; Parameciidae. Gene Ontology annotation, molecular function: protein kinase activity; ATP binding. The record is from RefSeq and is a predicted model, not a curated record. Gene Ontology annotation, cellular component: spindle midzone; spindle pole centrosome; spindle microtubule. The transcript has 4 exons.
AUGAAUAAUCCAUAUUAACCUUAUCGACCCUAUUCUAUAGUAGGGAAUACACCUCGCCAGAAUCCAAACAUACUCUCUUAUGUGGAUUCGGUAUUACAGAAAUCAAGGAAUACGUACGGACACCGACCAUCAGAUCCUUAGGCUAGAUAUUCAUAAUCUUAUGCUAAUACAGGGAUCAUAAAAACAGACACAGAUGUUAAGAACUUAGGAAGUUCUCCUUUACUUGUUUCUCAAAAAUCAAUGGUGCAACAAUAGACAUUGAAAAGCAAACUCGAAUACGUAUCUCCUAAGAAAAGUGACUAAAUUUAAUUUCCAACAGAGCAGAAUCAAAUCACGAGUUUUGUAAGUAAUAACAACAAAGUGGAGAAUCAAAAUAAGGUGCAAGUGAUCUCUGAGUAAGAGAAAAAAGAGAUGCCAAAAUAUAAGAAUUUUAUAACAAUCAAGAGAUUGGGUGUGGGUAAGUACAGUGAAGUGUUUUUGGCAAUCUAGAUUCAGACGGGAUUCUUGGUUGCAUUGAAAGUGAUAAAGAAAGCAUAAAUAAUCAAGGAGAAGAUGUAAGGCCAAUUGGCUUGGGAAAUCAAAAUUCAAUAUCUCCUAGAACAUCCCAAUAUCACAAGGUUGUAUACAUUCUUUUAAACCUAAUCUGAAAUCGUUUUAGUGUUAGAAUAUUGUUCUCAUGGACAAUUGAAUACUGUUUAACAGACUAAACCGAAUAAGAAAUUCGUUGAAAACGAGGCAGCUCAAUUGGUUUAAUAGAUUACAUUUGCAUUAAUGUACAUUCACAAUCAAGAUGUCAUCCAUAGAGACAUAAAGCCAGACAAUAUUUUAUUGAGUUUUGGAUAGGUCAAACUAGCAGACUUCUCAUUCUGUGUAUAUUCUCCAGAUGAAUACAGACAAACUCAAUGUGGGACAUUGAUAUAUGCAUCUCCUGAAAUCUUAGAAGGUGACAUGUACGAUAAGAAGAUUGACAUAUGGGGUUUGGGUGUAUUAACUUAUGAACUUUGUUUUGGCAAGCCUCCCUGGAAGGAGAACCAAUAAGAGUUAAUGAAAACAGCAUGCUUCAUGAUACCUUACACGGCAUCUAGAGAUCUCAGGGAUUUCAUAGAAAACCUAGUUAAACGAUUGUCUAGAGAGAGAUACACAGCAUAACAGGCCUAUAAUCAUGCAUGGUUGUAGAGGAGUAUGUAGGUGCUUCCAUUUUACAUUUAAACUAAUGAAGCUUUAUUUAAUUGAUAGAUAUUAUGUUUUAUUGUAUAAAAUUAACUAAUUUAAUUAA